UAAGCUCCCUGGCAGCGCUUCACUGGUAGCUGUGAAACGAAACGCAGCCUCUGUCUGUGAGUAAGGGAAAGAGAGAGAAAAAGGAAAGAGGGUGGAUGAGCAAGACAGAGAGAGCUAGAGCAAAAGGGGAUCAGACACACUAAACAGUGGGUGAGACAGAUCCAGCAAAGGCUGGACAGAGACAGAUCAGGGCAGACAGGAGAAUGUCUCACCGGCUUCGGUUGUAUUUUGGAUCUGGUCGCAGUAACACUGCUCCAGAGUUGGAGCAGCUGAAUGGGACAGUGGAGGAGGAAGGUGACAGAAGCUACAGCAGUACAGGAGCCAUGGUGGUCCAUGCACAACCACAUAACGGAAGACUUGCAGAAAGUCCAGAACCAGCCACAGUUGUUGUUUCGGACACCUCUCUAAAGCGAAGCUCUUCUAUGUUCAUCCCACAGCUCCAGGGUCAAGCUGAGUCACGGACAACCAAGAGCACUUCUGUUCAAAUAUCUCUUCAACGCACAACUGCACCCCAAGAAGAUGCAUUACCCUUUGAUCCGCCUCCAGCGUACCCCCAGGAUCCAGCUCCACCAUACACUGAACCUGGUGAAAGUUUGCCCUUACCUCCACCCUACUACAAAUCCUGCCAAAAUGUGGAACGAACUCAAAAAGGUACUGAGCCUAAGAGGCAAGUCUUUUGUGUCCGGCCAUGUGAUGGUCAAAAUGGUUAUACCCAUGGAAAUCCUCAAGGGAUCACUAUUGGAGGUUUCUGUAUUAGAAGAAGAUCUGCAGAUGGCUCGGAUGUCCAGCAGUUAAGGAUCAUGCCAUAUAGCGAGGAUGGGCAGAAUGGGCACAAUUGGUCUGUCCAGCAAUGCUUAGACAGAGGUCCUGGUGCACAAAGACUAAUUUUUCAGCUUCAAAAGGACCAAGGACGACACCCAAGCUCUACCUCUCAGCCUGACGUGAGUGAUUUAGGCAUCACAGGUUCUAAAGGUUCCCGCUUGGUGCGGUACCCCAGGAUUCGACUUGAGCGGAGCACUUCACAGCCAUUGCAGCCUAGAGGAGCUCCUUCACGCCUUGGAUCCAUGCCAAACCUUCAUGCUCCUAUCUCAGAAAUGGAGACUGAGAGUGAUAUUGUUGAGAAUAGUGCUCAAGGCUGCACUUUCAAAAUUAGAAAGGAACAAAAUUCCCAACAACCGAAGUUUAAGAUUUAUUUCAGCCAGGGUGGCGAGCACAGUCCCAUCCUCGAACGGGAUAUUAGCAUUGGAAAGACGCCUACCUGCAGCAAUCCACAGGCUCACAUUGGUCUUGAUCGGCCCAAGAACGGUCAUUUCAACAAUGGUCAGACCAGAGAUGACUUCCUGGGGCAGGUGGAUGUGCCUCUCACGCACUUACCGACUGAAGACCCUGCCAUGGAGCGUCCAUACACAUUUAAAGACUUUCUCCUGCGUCCAAGAAGUCAUAAAUCUCGGGUGAAAGGUUACCUGAGGCUCAAGAUGGCCUACCUGCCAAAGAAUGGAGGACAUGAGGAGGAAAGUGGCGAAAUGAGAGAAGAGGCUGAGGGUUGGGAGGUGACAGACUCCACAGAUCCAGGAUCGCAGAGACCUCAGCAGCUCCUGCCUCCUCUUCCUCCGGGCUGGGAAGAGAAAGUUGAUAACCUGGGACGGACAUACUACGUGAACCACAACAACCGCACCACACAGUGGAAGAGGCCCAGCAGUGUGGAUGUGGUUUCAGAAACGGAAAAUGAUAAUCACUUGCGGCAGAUUAACCAGGAAGCCCACAGAGUUUUCCGCUCUCGGCGGCACAUUAGCGAAGACCUGGAAAAUGAGCAGCUGGACAUCAGGGACAUAGACGACUCAUGGGAGCCCAUAUCAGAGGAAGAUCCGACUUUAUUAACAGACGGUCUGAACCAUUCUCUGUCAGGACCAUCCUCCCUGGCAAUGCCCCUCUCCAGCACUCCCGAAUUCUCAGAUGAGAUCAGCCUUAGAUUGUCUCUCGCUCCAGACACCAAUGGAGAAAUCCCAGGACCCAGCUCUGCUGUGCAGAGUCAUCUUUCCUCUCGGCUACGCUCCUCUAGUAUGACUGAUGGAGUCAGUGAUCAAGCUCAACCUCCCACACCAACGCAGAGCUCCCAGACACGACGAGCAAGAGCACAAACCGUCACAGGCGUUGAGGACACCAUGUCUCCUUCGGCCUCCUACGCCUUGACCACGCCAGGCCUUCCACCAGGCUGGGAGGAACGCAAAGACCCCAAGGGACGAACGUACUACGUUAAUCAUAACAACCGUAGCACCACAUGGACACGGCCCAUUCUGCAGCAGCACACUGAGGAUGGAGCCAGCACCUCGGCUGCAGCAGUAGGGGGCGCUACAGCAGCUGCACCCCCUGCUUCCACCCCUUCCUCCUCCAGUGGCCAUCUAAGCGAACCACAAGUGCGCAGACCCCGUAGCCUCAGUUCCCCUACCGUCACUCUCUCUUCCCCACUAGAGGGAGCCAAUAACGUCCCGAUAAGGCGAGCCGUAAAGGACACAUUUUCCAACCCUCAGUCACCACAGCCUUCGCCCUACAGCUCACCCAAAUCCCAGCAUAAAGCCAACCAGAGCUUCCUGCCGCCGGGAUGGGAAAUGAGGAUCGCACCCAAUGGACGGCCCUUCUUCAUCGACCACAACAGCAGAACCACCACAUGGGAGGAUCCCCGCUUGAAGUAUCCCGUUCACAUGAGGACAAAAGCGUCUCUAGACCCGGGCGACCUCGGUCCACUUCCUCCUGGGUGGGAGGAACGAGUGCAUGCAGAUGGAAGAACCUUUUACAUCGACCACAACAACAAAAAAACGCAGUGGGAAGACCCUCGUCUCCAGAGUCCUGCCAUAACUGGACCCGCGGUGCCGUAUUCGAGAGAAUUCAAGCAGAAAUACGACUACUUCAGGAAGAAGUUAAAGAAACCGGCAGAUAUCCCCAACCGCUUUGAGAUGAAGCUGCACAGGAAUAACAUCUUCGAAGAGUCCUACAGACGAAUCAUGUCCCUCAAGAGACCUGACAGCCUGAAGGCCCGUCUGUGGAUUGAGUUCGAGUCAGAGAAGGGUCUGGAUUAUGGUGGUGUGGCCCGAGAAUGGUUCUUCCUGCUCUCCAAGGAGAUGUUCAACCCUUAUUAUGGGCUGUUCGAGUACUCGGCCACAGAUAACUACACCCUUCAGAUCAAUCCCAACUCUGGCCUGUGUAAUGAAGAUCACCUCUCAUACUUCAAGUUCAUUGGUCGAGUGGCCGGCAUGGCUGUUUAUCACGGCAAACUCUUGGAUGGUUUCUUCAUUCGACCGUUUUAUAAGAUGAUGCUGGGCAAACAGAUCACACUGAAUGACAUGGAGUCAGUGGACAGCGAAUACUACAACUCUCUGAAGUGGAUUCUGGAAAACGAUCCCACAGAACUAGACUUACGGUUCUGUAUUGACGAGGAUAACUUUGGACAGACAUAUCAGGUGGAUUUGAAGCCAAGCGGAUCAGACAUGGUUGUAACCAACGACAACAAGAAAGAAUACAUCGAUCUGGUGAUUCAGUGGCGGUUUGUGAACAGGGUCCAGAAACAGAUGAACGCCUUUUUGGAAGGCUUCACUGAACUCAUUCCCAUCGACUUAAUAAAGAUUUUUGACGAAAACGAACUGGAGCUGUUGAUGUGUGGUCUGGGAGAUGUGGAUGUCAAUGACUGGAGGCAACACACUGUCUAUAAGAACGGCUACUGUCCAAAUCACCCCGUCAUCCAGUGGUUCUGGAAGGCUGUGUUGUUAAUGGAUGCAGAAAAGCGCAUCAGGCUUCUGCAGUUUGUCACCGGAACAUCCAGAGUGCCAAUGAACGGCUUUGCUGAACUCUAUGGUUCCAACGGGCCGCAGUUGUUUACUAUUGAGCAGUGGGGAACUCCUGACAAACUCCCUCGGGCUCACACCUGCUUUAAUCGCUUGGACCUCCCAAUGUACGAGACGUUUGAAGACCUACGAGAGAAGCUUCUGAUGGCGGUGGAAAACGCUCAAGGCUUUGAGGGUGUCGAUUAAAGAACCCCCCCCUUUUUUUUUUUGUUUUAUACACCUGAUCUCCCAAUGCAACCGACGAGCAAAGACAUGUACAACACACACAUAUCUAAACUCACAUACACUCUCUCUCUCUCUCUCGAGUUGCCAUUGUACAGCCAGAUCGCAGCGGCCGCAGGUGUGUGUGAUGUCAGCAGUAUAUGCAUGUAUCUGUCUAGCUGGAACGGCAUUAGCUGUCAACCCUGUCAAACAACCAGUCCUGCAGUAUGUCAUGAUCUUUCCUGGCAAAAUCACAAUCUUUCCUGACAUGUUUUAUUUUUAAAUCCGGCUAUGGAUUCUAAACUCCAGUAUUCGAAGCCCCCAGUGGGUGUGGCCUCAGAAUGGGCGUGGCCUUGAUCCAGCAUUAAAAACCACCCUUUUUUGCAUUACAUUUAGCGAAGUGGCAACAACGAACUUUCUUAUCAGGUUUAACUAACACCAGAUUACCUUAGGAAUCACAGCCAGGAUGAAGGUCCCAAUCCUCAUCCUCCCUUAUCCCACAAAGUACGCCAAGUUUCCUUCCUUUCUUGGUCGAGGAUUAUUUUUUUAUCGUCUUUCGCAACGCCAAGAAGCAAGCAGUUGUUUUUAAUAGUUUAUUAUUCUCACUGUUAUUAUAAUUAUCUUACGGAGUAAACGGAUAUUUGUACCAACAAUGUGGUUUACUAUUUUAAACGACAACAAUAUCAGAAAUGCAUCAGUGGCCUGGCUAUAUUCAAAAUUCAUAUCAUCGUGGGUAAAAAAAGAAAAGACAAAAAAAAAAACCUUGAUCGACAUGAUUAUUGUAUUGCUAUGAAAACUGGCAUGCACAUGUAUCUUGUGUUUCAAUAUGAUUGCGUAGUAAUUCUAAAGCUAUUCUUCUCGGUUCAGAGCAAAGAUCGACAAAGUGGUUUUGUCGGAGAGGGUUUUCUUCAAUUGUAAAAGUAUUGUUCUUAUCUUUAUUAUGAUUAUACUUGUUCAUAAUGCUGUAAAUGAGUUUGUUUCUGGGAAAGAAGCGGUUGGACUCUUUUACUGUACGUGUUUGAAGUAUUAAAGAGCGACACAGAGUGAAGCUAUCUUAAAAAAAAGCGCUGUGAUUCAACACUGCAAGUCUUGUAGACUUUCAGGUCGUAAACUUUUCUUCUUUCGGUCUUUCUUUCUUUCUUUCUUUCUUUCUUAUUUCUUUUAACACCACUGUACCUAAAAGGGCACUUUAUUGAUCACACACUAGGGUCAUAACACGUUUAUUUGUGAACUUGAAUGUGAUUAUCUAUUUUUUUCUUUUAUAUGCACUCAUUUACUUGGUGCAAUAUCUAUUGUUUAUAAUCGGCCUGCUGCUAACAUAUCAGAUUACAGCUCGUCCCUACAGUAGAUCUGGAGUCACUCUGCUUCCGUAUGAACUUGAAGUCACUUCGGUUCUUCAGUAUGAAUUUGCAGUCACAUUGCUUCUUCAGUGUGAAUCUAGAAUCACUUAUUGUUCAUCAAUGUGAAUCUGGAGUCUCUCUGGUUCUUUAGUGUGAAUCUAGAAUCACCUUUUGUUCAUCAUUGUGAAUCUAGUGUCUCUCUGGUUCUGCAGUGUAACUCUACUGUGACAUCAGUUCAUCAAUGUGAAUCUGGAGUCUCUGGUUGUUUAGUUUGAAUCUAGAAUCACUUUUUGUUCAUCAUUGUGAAUCUGGAGUCUCUCUGGUUCUUUAAUCGGGAUCUACAAUCCCUAUGUUUCAUCAACUAGAAUCCAGAGUCUCCAGUUUUUUAGUGUGAAUCUAGAAUCACUUUGGUUCAUCAAUGUGAAGUUGGAGUCUCUAGUUAUUUAGUGUGAAUUUAGAAUCACUUUGAUUCACCAUAGUGAAUCUGGGGUCUCACUGGUUCUUUAUUGUGAAUCUGGAGCCUCUAGUUCUUUGGUGUGACACUAAAAUCACUUUGGCUUAUCGAUGUGAAACCAGAGUUGCUCUAGAUUCAGAGGGACUUCAGAUUCACACUGAAGAACCAUAGUAACUGCUUUUACAAUGUAAACCUAGAGUCACUCUGCUUCUACUUUGUGAAUCCAGAGUCGUGUUGAUUCAUCGAUGUGCAUCAAGAUUUGCUCUGGUUUUUCAGUGUGAGUUUGGAAUCUGUAGGAACAAUCUGUAGGACUUAAAUCUCACUCUUUUUUCUUUGUUCUUUUCCAGUCUUUUAUCUGUACACCUCCCCACUCACACGUUUCGGGCCGCUGUGGCUCUGUAGAUUUGUGAUAAUAUUAUGAUUAUUGUUAUAAAUUACCCUUCCUCUUUUGUAGAGACAGUUCUUUUUUUAUUGAUGAGGAACAUUUACUGUCUGGUUCCUGCUCAACAUAAGAUCUUGCGAUUCGUAUAACUUGGUUCAAAAUAAACUGAUAAAUGGUA
This is a messenger RNA of Danio aesculapii, 6391 nucleotides long. It is a transcript of the gene nedd4l, whose product is annotated as NEDD4 like E3 ubiquitin protein ligase. The coding region runs from base 204 to 4022 and encodes 1272 amino acids. Gene Ontology annotation, molecular function: ubiquitin protein ligase activity; sodium channel inhibitor activity; protein binding. Lineage: Eukaryota; Metazoa; Chordata; Actinopteri; Cypriniformes; Danionidae. The record is from RefSeq and is a predicted model, not a curated record. The transcript is spliced from 28 exons. Gene Ontology annotation, biological process: ubiquitin-dependent protein catabolic process; regulation of dendrite morphogenesis.